This is a messenger RNA of Ictalurus furcatus (blue catfish), 1162 nucleotides long. Its product is annotated as 5-hydroxytryptamine receptor 1B-like. The coding region runs from base 1 to 1161 and encodes 386 amino acids. NCBI's taxonomy places the organism in Eukaryota, Metazoa, Chordata, Actinopteri, Siluriformes, Ictaluridae. Gene Ontology annotation, cellular component: plasma membrane. Gene Ontology annotation, molecular function: G protein-coupled serotonin receptor activity. The record is from RefSeq and is a predicted model, not a curated record. Gene Ontology annotation, biological process: vasoconstriction; bone remodeling; chemical synaptic transmission. The transcript has a single exon.
AUGGAGCGCUCUGAUGCCUUCAAGGCGACCCCCGUGGCGUAUGGAGAGCUACUGAACCUUUCGUCCAACUCCACGGACUCGAAUUACACGGGUGAGACGGCGGAAAAGAGCGCGAGCGUGUUUGCGCAGACGAGCGCGGCUGUGAUUCUGUCUCUUCUGACGUGCGCUACUGCGCUGUCCAAUGCAUUCGUCAUUGCCACCAUAUAUCAAUCCCAGAAGCUGCACACACCUGCCAACCUUUUGAUCGGCUCGCUGGCUGUCACUGACCUGCUCGUGUCUGUGUUGGUGAUGCCUGUGAGUGCUGCGUACACGAUAAGCCAAACGUGGACGCUGGGUCAGGUGGCAUGUGACCUGUGGUUGUCAUCAGACAUCACGUGCUGCACAGCAUCAAUUCUUCACUUAUGCGUGAUUGCACUUGACCGCUACUGGGCCAUCACGGACGCCGUGGGGUACUCUGCAAGGCGCACGCGUGGCCGUGCAGCCGGCAUGAUUGCCGGUGCCUGGGUCAUCGCCAUAUCCAUCUCGGUGCCACCCUUCUUCUGGCGCCAGGUCAAGGCGGACGAAGAGGUCACCAGCUGCCACGUCAACCAAGACCACGUCUUCUACACCAUCUACUCCACUUUCGGCGCCUUCUACAUCCCCACGCUGCUGCUAGUGGUGCUCUACGGUAGGAUUUACGUAGAGGCCCGGAAACGGAUCUUGAAACAGUCGCCCCAAAAGCCUGGCAAACGUCUCACAUCCGCCCAUUUGAUCACACACUCGCCUGGCUCGGUGGCAUCCACUACGUCGCUCACGUAUGGCACAACUGAGUUGACGUCAUACGAUGGUACAGCCUCUGUCCCAGCAAACAGUCAGGUGAAAGUCACCAUGUCAGAUGCGCUUCUGGAGAAGAAGCGCAUCUCUGCGGCUCGGGAAAGGAAGGCAACAAAAACUUUAGGGAUUAUACUUGGGGCUUACAUUGUGUGCUGGCUGCCUUUCUUCAUUUAUGCGUUACUCGUGCCUAUCUGCCCCUCGUGCACAUUUUACCCCGAGCUUUUUGACUUGUUCACGUGGCUCGGCUACCUGAACUCGCUCAUCAACCCUAUUAUUUACACCAUGUCCAAUGAGGAUUUCAAACAGGCUUUCCAUAAACUUAUGCGCUUUAACUGCUGCCGAUCUUGAG